AUGGACCCGCGGUUUGCGUCGCGCAUCAUCCCGCGCCGGCUGGAACGAAUCGUCCACGAAUUGCAUCUCCGAGUCGACGCAAUCGUUCAUCGCUUUGCGAACAACGUCGCCACAGAGGUCCUGUGGUGCUCUAGAGCAAGCAUCCCGCUGUCCAGCUUUGCUGAGCUCUCUGCAGUCAUCGCCCCUGCCGUUUCCCUCGUUCUGCAGUCGCCUUCGGAAUCGCCCGAGAGCAUGGUAGCCUCCGAUAAGGACCAGGAAGUGCUCCUGAACAUCGUCCACCUCACCCGUACACCAUCCUCCUAUGGCCUCAACUCGGCACAUCUCCUCGCAUGGCAUGGCGUCACCGAGCUCUAG
Molecule: messenger RNA, 354 nt
Organism: Epithele typhae
Lineage: Eukaryota; Fungi; Basidiomycota; Agaricomycetes; Polyporales; Epitheliaceae
Exons: 2
Coding region: 1-354 (117 amino acids)
Source: RefSeq, a predicted model, not a curated record